UUGCAAGUCACCUGGGAAGAUCAAAGCAUGAUCAAUACCUUCUCAAAAUUAGUCAAUCGCCUUGACGUGCGGCAAGAGACACUCGUGCUGAAGAAGCAAGACAAGGAAUACCUAGAUGAUGUCGAGAUGGAGCUCGAGCUUGCAGAUGAUGCUGAUGCAUUCCCCUACAGGAUAGGAGAUGCCUUUGUCCACCUCCCGCUCGAGCAGGUUCAAUCUCGUUUGUCGGCAGAGAAGGAAAGUGCCGAGGAGUCCAUUGAUCAGCUCGAGCAAGAGGUGGAGACGAUCAAGGAGGAGAUGGCAGGUCUCAAAGUGAAGCUCAAGCGUAAGUAUGGUGACUCCAUCAACCUGGAUAACUAG
Molecule: messenger RNA, 357 nt
Organism: Protomyces lactucae-debilis
Lineage: Eukaryota; Fungi; Ascomycota; Taphrinomycetes; Taphrinales; Protomycetaceae
Product: Prefoldin beta-like protein
Exons: 1
Biological process (GO): protein folding
Cellular component (GO): cytoplasm; prefoldin complex
Source: RefSeq, a predicted model, not a curated record